AUGAGCAUGAAAGCCCCACCCACCCUCCUGCAGCUGGCAGGGCAAAGCCUGCUGCAGAAUGAUGCCCUGGACAUCUCUGUUGUGGAGACACUGCCCAUGGAGCUCUUCCCUCCUCUAUUCAUGGAGGCCUUCACCUGGAGACGCAAUGAGAUUGUGAAGGCCAUGGUACAGGCCUGGCCCUUCCCCUGUCUCCCCCUAGGGGCUCUGAUUCAGAAGACAAGAGACUUGGAGACUUUACAGGUUGCCCUGGAUGGGAUUGACAAGCUACUUUGCCAGCAGGUUCGCCCCAGGAGGUGGAAACUGCAGGUGCUUGACCUGGGGUCUGAGCACCAGAACUUCUGGAACAUGUGGUCUAAAUCCAUGCCUGAGGACUGCAUCCUACAGACCAAGAGCAAGAAUCAAGCAGCAGAGGUCCCCCCAAGAAUAGGGGUGAAGCAGCCCUUGAGACUGAUAGUUGAUGUUAACCUGGAGCCCUGUGACCUGAAUAAAUUCCAGUUGUACUUGUUUGAGGUCCUGGGCCUUUUGGAGCUGGACUGGAUGGAGGAGUUGGUCAUGGAUUGUCCCUGGACCUUGCAGGCCCUGGUCAUGUUUGCUCCUUACCUGGGCCAAAUGAGAAACCUGCACAAACUCAACAUCUCUCAUACCUGUGUGUCAGAAUCCAUAACUCCAGAGCAGCACGAGCAGCUUGUCACCACUUUUACUUCUCAGUUCGGCAAACUUGGCUGCCUCCAACAGCUCUGUAUGAGCAGGGCUUAUUUCCUGCAUGGCCACCUACACCAGGUGCUCAGGUGCCUGAAGAACCCCUUGAAGUCCCUGUCAAUAACUCACUGCCAGCUUGAAGAAUCAGACUUGCAGUGUCUGUCCAGGUGCCUGAGCAUCCGCCAGCUGGAACACUUGAGUCUGAGAGGAGUCCCAUUGACAUAUGUGAGUCCUGAGCCCCUCCGAGUUCUGCUAGAGAGAGUUGCAGAAACACUGAAGACCCUGGACUUGGAGGACUGUGAAAUCACGGACCCCCAGCUCACUACCCUCUUGCCUGCCCUGAGCCACUGCUCCCAGCUCACCACCUUCUGUUUCUAUGGGAAUGACAUCUCCAUAUCUGUCCUGAAGGACCUGCUGCACCACACUGCCAGGCUGUGCCAAUUGAGCCAGGAGCUGUACCCAGUUCCUGUGGAGAGCUAUGAUGAACAGGAGCAGCUGGUCGUCCAACUCACCUCUCAGUGUCUCAACCUGGCCCGCCUGCAGGUGCUUUCCCUGGACUCUGUCUCCUUCCUGGAAAGCCACCUGGACCAGGUGCUCAGUUCUCCUAGAGAGAGUUGCAUUUACACUGAAGACCUUGUGUUUGGGGAGCUCUGGGAUCGAGGACCUCCAGCUCACUGCCCUUCUGCCCGCCCUGACCAACUGCUACAGCUCAGCACAUUCAAGUACAUAAGGAGUCCCAUGUCUGUGGCUGUCCUGGAGAACCUGCUGUGCUACAUGGUCCAGCUGGGCCACUGA
Messenger RNA from Castor canadensis (American beaver), 1494 nucleotides. The record is from RefSeq and is a predicted model, not a curated record. NCBI's taxonomy places the organism in Eukaryota, Metazoa, Chordata, Mammalia, Rodentia, Castoridae.